CUUCCUUUUUUUUUUUUUAAAGUGAUAUCUACCCAAUUUUGUGUUUUCCUGGUUUAGUCCUCAGCUUUUUCCAUGACCAACGCCACUUUGACCAUGGCCCACUUGUUCUUAUUGGUCAUGGGUUUCACUUUCAUCUUGUUUUUGCUGUGGUACUGGAAUAAGAAAGCAUACGAACUUGCUCCAUUGCUCCAUACAAAAUAAAUUGCUUUUACAAAGAUGAGUGUUGAUACAUAGUAUGUUCAUUUCAAUAUUAAUUUAUCUGAUACGAAUUUCGAACUUUAAGAAGAGUUAAGAUGUCAUGGAGGACUAGAUAAAUAGAGAUGUUAUUUUGCAAGAAAACACAAAGGAGGCCAAGUAAUGAAUGCUUGUUGUAUUCGGCAACAUGGUGUUUCAUGAAGAAUCAUGAAGAAUUUUGCCGAGAUGGUUGUUUCAACCGGUUAUAAGACAAAAGAAAUGACGGUUCAUGAUCUUACGGUAUCAAUCAUUGCAGGUUUUGCGCUACUGUGGCUAUCCUUUCAUGCAAAUGGCAAGUCUUUUCCCUAAAAAAAGAAGGGGCAAAAGGCAUAUCUGGAAGCUCAGUGAGAUGAUGGGAUUGGACCUGAUGACCAAUUCUUUGAAAAGCAUGGUUUUUGAUUCUUGUGAUUUUUGCACAAAUACAUUGUUUUCUUUCAUCACAAAAUUUAUCUAAUACCAUGGGAAAUCUAUAUUCAGAACAAACAGCAAUAAGGUUUCCUCGCCUUCAGGAGGUAGUUGCUUCAAGGGAGACAAAUCAUGGCAUGCUUUUCAUGGUGUGGACGAAAUGUUAGUCACCUAGAUACUGACAGUGGGGGACCAUUUACUACAAGCAAUGUAUCAGGCCAUGUUGGAGUUAAUGGUGGCUCAGAUCCUGCUCCUAGGGGUGCUCAAAGUGUGAGACUGCAGCCUAUUGCAGUCCCUGCCAUUCUUCUGGAUGAAAUAAAGGAAAUUACAAAAAAUUUCAGCAAUGAAACUUUAAUUGGAGAGGGUUCUUAUGCUAAGGUGUACUAUGGUGUACUGAAAAGUGGGGAAAAAUCAGCCAUAAAAAAAUUGGAUGCCAGUAAGCAGCCUGAUCAAGAAUAUUUGGCACAGGUAUCCUUGGUGUCAAGGUUGAAGCAUGAAAAUGUUGUACAGCUACUUGGCUAUUGUGUUGAUGGAAAUCUCCGUGUUCUUGCAUAUGAGUUUGCCACUAUGGGAUCCCUUCAUGAUAUUUUACAUGGACGGAAAGGCGUUAAAGGAGCACAACCAGGUCCAGUUUUGUCAUGGGCACAGCGGGUGAAAAUUGCUGUAGGAGCUGCAAGAGGACUUGAAUACCUACAUGAGAAAGUUCAACCUCGUGUUAUUCAUCGUGACAUUAAGUCCAGCAAUAUACUUAUAUUUGAUGAUGAUGUUGCGAAAAUAGCUGAUUUUGACCUGUCAAAUCAGGCUCCUGACAUGGCAGCACGUCUUCACUCUACUCGUGUUCUUGGAACCUUUGGUUAUCAUGCUCCAGAGUAUGCAAUGACAGGACAGCUUAGUUCCAAGAGCGAUGUUUACAGCUUUGGUGUUGUUCUUUUGGAGCUUUUGACUGGUCGUAAACCUGUGGAUCAUACACUACCACGAGGCCAGCAGAGUCUUGUAACAUGGGCAACACCAAGACUUAGUGAAGAUAAGGUAAAGCAGUGCGUGGAUGCAAGGCUAGGAGGAGACUACCCUCCUAAGGCCGUUGCAAAGUUGGCUGCAGUAGCCGCUUUGUGUGUGCAGUAUGAAGCUGAUUUUCGGCCAAACAUGAGCAUAGUUGUCAAAGCUCUCCAGCCUCUCUUAAAUACUCGGUCCGGCCCUCCUGGUCAGGCACCAGGAUUGUGAAGCCAUUUCUUCUCAUUCUUGUUCCUGGCACGUAGCAGAAUUCGGUGUGCGGAGCUUGUUUGCUGACAAACAUGGGCAUUGUCAUCAAAGCUAUUUGGCCUUCGUUAGUGAGAUCCGAGACUAUAAAACCUCUCCUGCAUUUUUGUUUAUUGCUUGUGGCAGAAUUCGGCUGCUGAGCUUGUUUGCUGGCUGCUUCUAGGUUGUAUAUUGUUGCUAAUGAAACUGCAAUUAUUUGAGAAGCUAAUGUUAUGAUUGAAUAAGAAUUAUAAUGAUAUCUUUUGCUGGUUUCGUGUUCA
Elaeis guineensis (African oil palm) is the source of this 2156-nucleotide messenger RNA. The record is from RefSeq and is a predicted model, not a curated record. Lineage: Eukaryota; Viridiplantae; Streptophyta; Magnoliopsida; Arecales; Arecaceae.